Molecule: messenger RNA, 781 nt
Organism: Paramuricea clavata
Lineage: Eukaryota; Metazoa; Cnidaria; Anthozoa; Malacalcyonacea; Plexauridae
Source: the annotation of a GenBank genome assembly
AACAAGGUAGUCGGUGUUUCAUUCAUUGUCAUAUAACAUGGCGUGGUUUGGCUACAAUCGCUACAAUUCUCACGGUAAACGAAAUUUUACUGUGUAUAUGAACGAAGGAGAAAGAUAUCAGAUUGAGGAAUGGGUGAAAAAAUAUCCAAAUAUUGAAACGGGGGGAGAUCUUUUCGGAGCAUGGAUUGAUGAUCGUACAGCUGUCGUCCAGUUUGUGUUAGGACCGGGGAAGAAGGUAUACCGAACAACUGGAUCGUUUUACCAAGAUAUAGACUACCUAGGAGAUGCUGGUAGUUACCUGACACAACAACAUGGCUUAUGCAACAUUGGCCAAUGGCAUUCUCAUCAGGGUUCAACACGACCAAGCGGCGGAGAUGAAAACACCGUCUGGGGAAACAUGCCUAAUCUUGGUUUGAAUCGAUACAUCGUCAUUAUUGCUACAAUUACUAGCAGCUCUAGAUCUUACUAUAAUGAAAACUAUGGCAGUUCGUACCCUAGUGCUUACUCUGAUGACGAAAGAAUAACUGUGAAUAUAAACCCCUACCUCUUUGAAAUCAAGGAUGGGCGCAAAAAUGAUGUGUUGCAUGGCUCGUUUCAUUACAUGACACAGAAUUCGCCAUUUCGUUUGGAUAAAGCUAUUGAAGUUAAAGUAGCAGUUGAAGCAGAGACUAUCAACAAUGUUGCAAGCUACGAAGAAAUUUCAGCGGAAGAGAACAGAAAACGGUCACACGAAACCGGAAAAGGACCAGUUCAACCCGAGAGUAAGGAAUCAGGCCUCUAG